UCUGCGGAUGGGGGUGGGGACAGUUAGGAUGUUAGUGGAUCGGAGUGAAAAAACGUCGCUUAGUCGGCUCUUCUUCUAGCUAACACACCAUCCGCUGCUUUCUCUCAACACGACUUGUUUAGGCAGAGAUGAUAUAACCACCUUGACGGCGGCAUCUGCUUCUAUUCUGUUAGUAUGAUGCGUUAAUAACAACUGUUAGCCCUGGAGAAAGGAGGUCUGUCGGGAGUAAACACCAGGGCCUGUCACUUUGCUGAGCUGUCAUCCUCUGCACAUAGGGUACAUCAAGUUGGAGACAGCAAGUAAGAUGGCAGAGCAAGAAGUUUGUCCUCACCUGGAGUCAAUAGGGGAGGUCACUAAGGAGGACCUUCUCCAAAAAUCUAAGGGAACCUGCCAGUCAUGCGGAGUCGGGGGACCCAACCUAUGGGCCUGUCUGCAGAGUGACUGUUCAUAUGUUGGUUGCGGCGAGUCCUACGCUGAUCACAGCACUCUACACGCACAGGUUAAAAAACACAACCUGACGGUGAACCUGACAACCUUCAGGAUCUGGUGUUAUGUGUGUGAGCGGGAGGUGUUUUUGGAUCAGAGGCCUACACUGGUCCCUAUUCCAGCUGUACCCCACCACUGCAAAGCUACAGAGCAGGAUGCAGCUGCCCCUUCAGUAGGUCACCCUCUAAAAGCAGUACCGAUUGCAGUGGCAGAAGACGAUGGCUCAGAAUCAGAGGAAGAUGAACUUAAACCAAGAGGGUUGACGGGAAUGAAGAAUAUAGGAAACUCCUGCUACAUGAAUGCUGCUCUGCAGGCCCUGUCCAACUGCCCUCCACUCACCCAGUUUUUCCUGGACUGUAGUGGAUUGGUGCGGACCGAUAAGAAGCCGGCGCUGUGUAAAAGCUACCAGAAACUCAUCUCAGAGCUCUGGCAUAAGAAACGGCCCAGCUACGUUGUUCCUACCAGCCUGUCCCAUGGCAUCAAACUGGUAAACCCAAUGUUUCGAGGUUAUGCUCAGCAGGUGAGCACCCUGCAAGACACCCAGGAAUUCCUGCGCUGUCUGAUGGACCAGUUGCACGAGGAGCUGAAGGAGCCGCUGACAGAGUGCAGCAUGAGCAGGGAGGGGAGUGACGGGGAAGAACGGCGGGAUGGAGACCGUUCGCCCUCCGAGGACGAAUUCCUGUCCUGUGACUCUGGUUCUAGCAGCGACCGGGGAGAGGGGGGAGGACUGGGGGAGGGGGAGCUUCUCUUGCAGGACGAGUGCGAUGGGUUUCGGUCCCCAUCUGUAGGUGUGGGCUUGGGGACGGUUAUCUCGGAGAAGGAGAGGUUGAAGGAAAAGAGGGUGUCCGGUUCUCCCCUGCACGGAGGCUCUCAAGAGAUGGAUGAGGAUGCAGAUGUGGACACUGCAGCUGAGGAGGGGCCACCGGAGAGGAGAGAGGAAGAGCCGUCAGCACUCAGUGCAAACACCGAGGUCCAAGCUCAAGAGGACAACCAGACGUCUGCUGCAGGACAGGCACAGGUCGAAAACACCACUGCCUCAGAACCAGACAAUGAAGCAUCAAUGGCUCAGCCACAGUCCACUCCCUGCAGUCCUGUACGGACGCUGCAGGAGCUGCAUCCCAAACUGUCCUCCAGUCCUCCCAGGUCCAGCCCGCUCCACUCUGCAGGACCCGCCUACUCCAUUAAGAAAGCUCAGCUGCUGCUCACCUCCAGGAAGAAGAAGCAGUCUCACUAUCGCAGCAUCAUCUCGGACAUCUUCGACGGCUCCAUCCUCAGCUUGGUUCAGUGUUUAACUUGUGACAGGGUCUCCACCACUGUAGAAACCUUCCAGGACCUUUCUCUACCGAUCCCCGGCAAAGAGGACCUGGCUAAGCUCCACUCGUCCAUCCAUCAGAACCUGCCUGUAAAGACCGGCGUGUGUCCAGACAGCUACGGCUCGCAGGGCUGGAUCUCCUACAUCAUGGACUCCAUACGGCGGUUUGUGGUUUCCUGCAUUCCAAGCUGGUUUUGGGGUCCCAUGGUUACGCUCGAAGACUGCCUCGCUGCCUUUUUUGCUGCUGAUGAGCUCAAAGGAGACAACAUGUAUAGCUGCGAGAGAUGUAAAAAAUUGCGAAAUGGUGUCAAAUACUGCAAAGUGCUGAAACUUCCAGAGAUUCUCUGCAUUCACCUGAAACGUUUUCGUCACGAAGUCAUGUAUUCGUUUAAGAUCAGCAGCCAUGUCUCCUUCCCUUUGGAGGGCCUCGACAUGCAGCCCUUCCUGGCCAAAGACAGCCCGUCUCAAGUCACCACGUAUGACCUGCUGUCGGUCAUUUGUCACCAUGGCACAGCAGGAAGUGGACAUUAUAUAGCUUACUGUCAGAAUGUGAUCAAUGGCCAGUGGUACGAGUUUGACGAUCAGUAUGUGACUGAGGUGCAUGAGACGGUGGUUCAGAAUGCAGAGGCCUAUGUGCUUUUCUAUAGAAAGAGCAGUGAGGACUCUGUGCGAGAGAGACAGAAGGUGGUGGCUUUGGCCAGCAUGAAGGAACCCAGCCUGCUGCAGUUUUACAUCUCUAGGGAAUGGCUGAACAAGUUCAACACUUUUGCUGAGCCAGGUCCAAUCAGCAAUCACACCUUCCUUUGUCAGCAUGGAGGAAUCCCACCCAACAAGUACCAGUACAUCGAUGAUCUGGUUGUGAUAGUUCCUCAGAAUGUUUGGGAGUAUCUUUACAACAGUUUUGGAGGCGGGCCUGCAGUCAACCACCUGUACAUGUGCGCCAUCUGUCAGGUGGAGAUCGAAGCUCUGGCGAAACGCAGGAAAACUGAAAUCGACACCUUCAUUAAGCUGAACAAAGAGUUUCAGGCUGAGGAGGCUCCAUCAGUGAUCUUGUGUAUCAGCAUGCAGUGGUUCAGAGAGUGGGAGAGCUUUGUGAAGGGAAAAGACAAUGAGCCGCCUGGUCCGAUCGACAAUAGUAAAAUUGGUGUUAUGAAAGGAGGACACAUAACGCUGAAGCAAGGAGCAGACUACGGACAGAUCUCAGAGGAGACGUGGCAGUAUUUGUUGGGUAUAUAUGGCGGGGGUCCUGAGAUCGCAGUGAGGCAAACGGUGGCCCCAGCUGACCCAGACGGGCUUCAUGGAGAGAGGAAGAUUGAAGCAGAGACUAGAGCACUUUGAUAUAAAACUGAGGUCUGGUGAUAAAUUUCCACUUCUGCCCUCACAUGAAGCUGAGGAAUUUGCACGUCGGUGAAGAAGCAUUAUGAGCACUUUGUAAAUGUAGCAAUGUCUUAUUUUGAAGCUGCAGGGGGUCAAAGCGGGACCUAAAUAUCAGUUUCUUCAUCUGAUAGCUCUGAAGCUCAGUUUUUGUGUCAUGUCUCUGCAGCUGUUUUGGGUAGCUGUAGGUGUCUCAGUGGCUGCUCUAGUGAUAAGACGUCAUGUGCUGCUUCUCAACUGGCUGUGGCAGGCGCCCAACACAUGGUGUCACUAAGCGGAACGGUGCAGUGAUCGUUGCUACGGGGCUAAUUUGUAGUGCGAGGACUGCUUGUUACGCAAGAAGCAAUUAAGAUGAAUUACCAAGCUUGCUGAUGUUUGUCUGUUUAUUAGUUACAUAGCAACAAGCAGACAGAGGAGAUCUCAAAUGAAUGAAACUCCUGCAACUUCAACCUCAACGUGUACCGAGCCCUCAGGAAUGGAAAGGAUUUUCUGUUUGUUUGUUUUGGCCAUGGAAAUGACCGAAACAGGUUUGUUUAUAACUGCAAAACAUGCAUGUGUGGGUUAUGCUCAGUCAUUUCUAGGCUCUAGCUGCAUGCGGCUGUAAGGUUUUAUUCCUGAAUGGCUGAGAGGCUCAGUUGUUUUGUUUAAAUGGUUCGUUUACAUACAGAAGACUUUGCUUUUGUAUAGUCUAUGUUAGCGCUAUCAUUAAAGGGGGCAUAGGGAGCUUGUAUAGAUUUGAAUGUUAACAUUUCAUUAAUUGAUAAGCAGCAUGGAGAGGACGUAUCUGAAGACAUAAGAGAAUCUUGUGUUGUAGGUUUCUUUUACAGGAAGCACAUUGCACAGUUCUUCAGACAUUAUCAGUGGCUGUUUUAGAUCUAUUGCAUUAUUUCCAAUCAGAUUUAUCAUACAAAGGAAUAUUUAGAGAAACUCUGAUUUCUUUGUUGAACUUUAACUUUUCUUCUGGUCUCUUAUGUUUGCUUAGCAGAGGGUUUGAAGAUCCAUAUGUAUCACGAUAAAGUGUUUUCUAUCUUGGACUCUUUGCUUAUGUGUUUGCUUAAAUACGGUUUAAUGAAUGUUUAUGAUAUAAUGCAGCCAUAAAACCUUUAGUUUGAAUUAAAAUGGUUCAGGUUAGGAAAAUAUGGAUUUAUGACAAUUCCUAAAAAUUUAAGGGGAGCAAGAAGUCAGAGGAAUUGCAGUAAAACUUUUCCAGAUGCCGUUUAAGAUUUGAUAUCCUCUUUUUUUUUUUUUUUCUCAGCACAUUUUCCAAUGUAUCUCUCUCUCUUUCUCUCUCCCUAUCUCACUCAUAUUUUUCAUCAGCGGCUCAUUUUGGCAGAUUCAAAGUGCAAUGAAUCAAGCCACAUUCACCUAAUAAAACCUUUAUGUGGCAUAAAUAAAUGACAAGUUCCAUUCUAUCCAACGUCAAUUUUACCAAGCUGUUCACCCAGGAGUU
This is a messenger RNA of Cyprinodon tularosa, 4622 nucleotides long. RefSeq names its product ubiquitin specific peptidase 20 (gene usp20). Gene Ontology annotation, molecular function: cysteine-type deubiquitinase activity; zinc ion binding. The coding region runs from base 305 to 3136 and encodes 943 amino acids. The record is from RefSeq and is a predicted model, not a curated record. The transcript is spliced from 25 exons. Gene Ontology annotation, biological process: protein deubiquitination. NCBI's taxonomy places the organism in Eukaryota, Metazoa, Chordata, Actinopteri, Cyprinodontiformes, Cyprinodontidae.